GCGACAAGGACUUGACACAUAUCUGUCUAUUUAUCUUCAGGAGACCCUGUGACAAGAGUAAGAUGUAUCAGCUUUCAUCAUUGGAAGUUGUUCUCAUUCCACUGAAAGGUGGGAUCUCCUCCCUGAAUGAAGUCUAUAAGGCUCUUAUUGAGGCAGAUGUAGAUCCUGUAACUGGGAAAUUCUCCAACUACGACUACAUCAGACAGCAGAUAGUACAGGCUCAUCAGCUCCUGAAGCAGUCAGAACAGGAAGCCAGUUCAGGGUUAAAGAGUCUGGAUGAAAACUUAAAGAGACUGAUACAAGGAGAGGGGAAACUCAAGCAGGAGAUGAACGACACAAAACUAACCUUAGACAACUUUAGAAAAGAGAGGGGAUCAAAUGAAAAUUUACUCAGAGCAGUUCAGGGAGCUCUGGAGCAGACCAGGAGAAAUCUGGAUUCAGCAAUACACACACUUCAGGGUCAGCAGAAAAGGAAACGUGAUGCUGAAAUUGUCACAGCUGUUGGGGCAGGAGUGUCAUUUAUACCUAUCAUUGGAUGGAUUGCAGGUCCUGCCAUGAUGAUUAGUGGUGGAAUUGAACUUGAUCAAGCAAACAAAGCUGUCCAUGUGGCUCAAGAGGAGGUGAGAAACUAUGAACUUAAAGUAUCUCAGUACGUGUCUAAGAUUUCCCAGACCGAACAUAACAUCAGUCAGAAAGAUGACCAGCUAAAGCAGAUACGUGAAGGAAUCCAGAAGGUGAAGAAGCAGAAACAGUCUGUAGCUGAGUUCCAGGGGAAAGUGAGAGGAGCUGUCAAUCUUCUGGUUGUCCUGAGUGGGAGGGUCAGUGUGGCUGAACAUCAGACUCGCAGAUUCAUCCUCCAGGAGCCUGUGAUGAAGGUGAUGGGGGAUGUGAUGACGGCUGUAGAGCAGAUCAUAGGGAAUGAGCUCCUCUAUUGCAAUGACCUGCCAAGACUCAUCGAUCAAAUGCAGGAGUACAACCAACGACUAGCAGCCACCUAUGACCCCAGAGAACAGCUCAAUAUCACAAAAACAUGCUGUUUCUUUUGUUUUCAACAGAGAUUUUUAAAGAUUUGUUGAAAUAAGUAUAAAGUAUUUGAAAAGAAAUGUGAUGUUCUGUUUCAUAUGCAAGUGCAAUAAAAGAAUAAAAGAAUAAUGAACUCAAUCUGUAAGCUAAAAGACAAAUAAAGAGAAGUUAAUCAUGUUUCAUGCUGUUUUUAUUAUGUGAAAGGUUUUUAACCCUCCUGUUUUCUUUACCUGAAUUCCUAUGCAAAAUUAUGAGCGCCGAGUCAACUUGACCUUGUCUGUUUUGACUGCUUAUAAAAAAUGAACUAUAUAUGAU
Messenger RNA from Tachysurus vachellii, 1338 nucleotides. RefSeq lists its product as uncharacterized. The record is from RefSeq and is a predicted model, not a curated record. The transcript is spliced from 5 exons. NCBI's taxonomy places the organism in Eukaryota, Metazoa, Chordata, Actinopteri, Siluriformes, Bagridae. The coding region runs from base 63 to 1076 and encodes 337 amino acids.